Molecule: messenger RNA, 834 nt
Organism: Sphenostylis stenocarpa
Lineage: Eukaryota; Viridiplantae; Streptophyta; Magnoliopsida; Fabales; Fabaceae
Source: the annotation of a GenBank genome assembly
AUGGCUCGACGUGAACUUGGUUAUUUCAUCCCCAAGAACAAAUGCGCCCCGCUCAUGCUUCAACUAGCGUGGAACGAUGCUGCUACAUACGAUGCAAAAAACAGAUGCGGAGGUCCCAAUGGUUCUAUUAGAUUCAUGACUAAACACGAAGCAAUCAAGGAAUUGGAAAAAGCAGUUCAAUACUGUGAAAUAGUGAAGGUCAAACUUAAACUUAAGAAAGUUUCAUACGCGGACCUUUACCAGCUUGCUGGUGUUGUUGCAGUAGAGGUCACUCAGGGUCCAACUAUUGACUUUGUUCCCGGCAGAAGGGUAUACCCUAUGUGUGAUUCGGAUAAGUGCCCAGGAGUCCAAAGACUCUUUCUAAAUGGUGAAGAAGAUGCAAGGAGUUUAAGAAGGAAAUUUUCUUUUAUGGGACUAAGUGAAGAAAGAGACAUUGUAGUUCUAUGUGGAGGCCACACAUUAAUUAGAACGAUGUAUCCAAAAGUACCCAUGGGAGAGACACCUAAGGGUGAGACACAUAAAGAUCGCUCUAAGUUUGAAGAAAGAAAAUGGACAAAGGACCCUUUGAAGUUUGAUAACUCCUAUUUUAAGGAACUAUUGAGUAAGAGUGCAUCCUUUACGAUGCUUCCGAUGGACUAUGCUUUAGUAGAGGAUCAAGAUUUUCGUCACUAUGUUGAACGGUAUGCAAAGAAACCAGUGCUCUAUUAUGAUUCUAAACACAGUAUCAGUCAAGAACGUAAAUUACGUACAGUAGCAGCAAAAAUUCACACACGCAAAUUCAAAGAGAAGCGUGAAAUAUUACAGAAGCUACAAGCCGUAAUGAUUGUACAAUAA